Salvia splendens (bonfire salvia) is the source of this 522-nucleotide messenger RNA. RefSeq names its product protein MID1-COMPLEMENTING ACTIVITY 1-like. The record is from RefSeq and is a predicted model, not a curated record. The transcript has 2 exons. Bases 1 to 522 code for a protein of 173 amino acids. Lineage: Eukaryota; Viridiplantae; Streptophyta; Magnoliopsida; Lamiales; Lamiaceae. Gene Ontology annotation, biological process: cell surface receptor signaling pathway.
AUGUCUUCAUGGGAGCAUUUUGGGGCGAUAGCAAACGUAGCCCAACUAGCCGGAUUCGACGCGGUGAAGCUGAUUGGAAUGUUAGUGAAGGCCGCAAACACAGCAAGAAUGAACAAGCAGAACUGCAGGCAAUUUGCUCGGCAUCUCAAGCUGAUUGGGAACUUGCUGGAGUGUCUCAAGAUUUCGGAGAUGAAGAAGUAUCCAGAAACUCGAGAGCCGUUGGAGCAGCUCGAGGAUGCAUUGAGGAGGUCCUACAUUUUGGUUAACAGUUGCCAGGAUAGGAGUUACUUCUAUCUGCAGGCUAUGGGAUGGAACAUUGUCUAUCAGUUCAGGAAGGCUCAGAAUGAGAUUGAUCAAUAUUUGAAGAUCAUACCCCUCAUUACCCUCGUUGAUAAUGCUCAAGUUCGGUGUGGAGUAAUCCAGCAUCUGCUAGAAGUUACUGAAACUGUUGCAGCAACUUCUUUGCAAGAAAAAAGUUCGCUUGAGAAAGAAUCGAAGGUGGAGAAGGUGUUGAAAAAGUAA